AUGAGCGCUGAGGCUAGCAUUGAUCUCUCUGAUUCUAGAGAUAGAGAGUGUAGGAUUUGUCGCUUGGGUUUGGAGAGUGACAGCCAUGUAUAUGGGGUUCCAAUUGAAUUGGGUUGUUCUUGCAAGGAUGAUCUUGCUGUGGCUCACAAACUCUGUGCUGAAAACUGGUUCAGGAGUAGAGGAAAGAGGACCUGCGAAAUCUGUCAUUCUGUGGCACGGAAUGUUUUUGCAACAAAUGAGGAGACAGCCGAGAAUUUAAGGGACAGCUACAGCGUCAUCACAGUAUCCACAACUCAGCCACAGAAUCCCCCAAGCUUUUGGCUGGAUCGUCAUUUCCUGGAAUUUUGUAUAUUUAUCAUAUUUUUCAUCACAUUUGUCAUCGCAUGUGUGUUCGCAGGCUUAUUUGGCUAG
This is a messenger RNA of Neltuma alba, 411 nucleotides long. RefSeq lists its product as uncharacterized. The transcript is spliced from 2 exons. The record is from RefSeq and is a predicted model, not a curated record. Gene Ontology annotation, molecular function: zinc ion binding. The coding region runs from base 1 to 411 and encodes 136 amino acids. NCBI's taxonomy places the organism in Eukaryota, Viridiplantae, Streptophyta, Magnoliopsida, Fabales, Fabaceae.